AUCAAUCAGGAAAAUAGAAGAUGGCUGAUCAAGCAUUCCAUGUUAGAUCCACCAGCUUGCCAUCCAGAUCCCACCCAGCUGCCGCCCAAAUUGAAGGAAAUCUGCGCAAGAUUAGAGCUUGUUUGGGUUCCUUAACUACAUCGGCUGUGUCGGACUGUCUGAGAGGGCUCGGAGAUGUCUACGAUGCAAUCGAGGAGCUUCUUCGUUUGCCCGGCAAUCAGCAACACCUCGCCCAUUCGAACCAAAGGAAAUGGUUGGACGAGGAGCUCGAUCUCUCUCUCCGGCUGCUUGACCUGAGUGGCGCAAUUAGGGACAGCCUCGCCUUCACUAGGGGUCAUCUGCGAGAAAUUCAGCUCUCUGUUCGGAGAAAAGCAUGCACUGAUGUCAAGAGCAAAACAGCACAUCACUACGACUCCACUCCUAUUCGAUCCAUAAAGAAGGCCUUCGCGACUUCGAUGAGAUCAUUGCAGAAACAGAUGGAAAGCAGCAACAAACGCACACCUUGCUCAGCGAUGGACGCCAUGAUGGUUGAGGCGAGGGAGAUUUUGAUCGCUCUGCUUCAAGCGGCUUCUUCGUUCUUAGCAAUGCCGAGGAUAAAUCAAAAGGGAAGCACUCGCAAGUGGUCGCAUAUGUGCGAGUUUUUGCAUACAAAGAAGGUGGUUUGCGAGGAGAAGGAAUGGGGCGCGGGAGGGGAAUUCUUGGACGCUCUCUGCGACAACAUUUGUGAUCUGGAGGGCGGAUUGGAAUCACGUUUCAGGAGGUUGAUAAAAAAUAGGGUUUCUCUCCUCAACAUUCUCAGCUUUUAGAACACCAUGCCCGGUGAAGAUGACAUUGUGUAUUGUGAAAAAAUUGUGUAUAGUUCAAUUUGUGAAGUUCAUUUGUGUAUAUCUUGAAGUAUUGUACUUCUAGCUUCUUUAUUUUGUCAUAACAACAAUUAUCUCAAAAUCUAUCA
Molecule: messenger RNA, 952 nt
Organism: Phalaenopsis equestris
Lineage: Eukaryota; Viridiplantae; Streptophyta; Magnoliopsida; Asparagales; Orchidaceae
Exons: 1
Coding region: 21-806 (261 amino acids)
Biological process (GO): root development; shoot system development
Source: RefSeq, a predicted model, not a curated record